Messenger RNA from Balaenoptera acutorostrata (minke whale), 480 nucleotides. RefSeq names its product cathelicidin-5-like. Lineage: Eukaryota; Metazoa; Chordata; Mammalia; Artiodactyla; Balaenopteridae. Gene Ontology annotation, molecular function: lipopolysaccharide binding. The record is from RefSeq and is a predicted model, not a curated record. Gene Ontology annotation, cellular component: extracellular region. The transcript has 4 exons. Gene Ontology annotation, biological process: defense response to Gram-positive bacterium; defense response to Gram-negative bacterium; antimicrobial humoral immune response mediated by antimicrobial peptide. The coding region runs from base 1 to 480 and encodes 159 amino acids.
AUGGAGACUCAGAGGGCCAGCCUCGCCCUUGGGCGGUGGCCACUGUGGCUACUGCUGCUGGGACUAGUGGUGCCCUCGGCCAGCUCCCAGGCCCUCAGCUACAGGGAAGCUGUGUUUUGUGCUUUGGAUCAGCUCAACGAGCGGUCCUUAGAAGCUAAUCUCUACCGCCUCCUGGAGCUGGACACGCCUCCCAAGGCCGACGAGAACCUGGACACCCCAAAGCCUGUGAGCUUCACGGUGAAGGAGACCGUGUGCCCCAGGACGACCCAGCAGCCCCCGGAACAGUGUGACUUCAAGGAGAAUGGGCUGGUGAAAGAGUGUGUGGGGACAGUCAUGCUGGCUCAGGUCAGGGACAACUUUGAUAUCACUUGCACUGUGCCCCAGAGUGUCCGGGGACUGCGAAACCUGGGUAGGAAGAUACUAAGAGGUUGGAAGAAGUAUGGCCCAAUUAUCGUCCCAAUAAUCAGAUUAAUUGUGUGA